Messenger RNA from Penicillium nucicola, 1377 nucleotides. Its product is annotated as glutamate-5-semialdehyde dehydrogenase. Gene Ontology annotation, molecular function: NADP binding; glutamate-5-semialdehyde dehydrogenase (NADP+) activity. Bases 1 to 1377 code for a protein of 458 amino acids. The transcript is spliced from 3 exons. The record is from RefSeq and is a predicted model, not a curated record. Lineage: Eukaryota; Fungi; Ascomycota; Eurotiomycetes; Eurotiales; Aspergillaceae.
AUGUCGUUGACUGACUCGGCUGCGAUUGAUGUCGCACGGAAUGCAUCGCUUGCCUCUCGUAGUCUCGCUACAUUGUCUAACGCCGCCCGCAAUGAAGCCUUGACAUCGCUCCAUCAUGCAUUGGAUGUGAAUCGAGAGAUUAUUUUGGCUGCCAAUGCUAAAGACCUAGAAGCUGCUAACCGUGCGGCUGACAGCGGAGACCUCAGUCACAGCGUGAUCAAGAGACUUGAUUUGUCGCGACCUGGAAAGUAUGAUGACAUGCUUGAGGGCAUACUGAGUGUGCGAGAUCUGGAAGAUCCUGUCGGAAAAGUCACAUUGAGAACUCUUCUUGACGACGGCUUGACCCUCGAGAGAGUCAGCUGCCCCAUUGGCGUUCUGCUCAUCAUCUUUGAAGCCCGCCCAGAAGUCAUAGCCAAUAUCGCUGCAUUGGCUAUCAAGUCCGGCAAUGCUGCUAUCUUGAAAGGCGGGAAGGAAUCCAUGGAGUCUUUCGCGGCAAUUGCCAAUGUUGUAUCGGAAGCUAUUGCUGGCUCGCAAGUGCCAGUAGCAUCAGUCCAAUUGGUUAAGACACGCGAUGCUGUAUCAUCCCUUCUGGCUCAAGAUUCGUUGAUUGACCUGGUCAUCCCUCGUGGCUCGAACGAGCUUGUUCGAUUUGUCAAGGACAACACCAAAAUUCCUGUUCUUGGGCAUGCAGACGGUCUUUGCUCUGCUUACAUUCACUCUGAUGCCAACGCUGAAACUGCCACGAAAGUCAUUGUGGACUCCAAAACAGACUAUCCAGCCGCAUGCAACUCUCUGGAGACCUUGCUUGUCCACGAGGAUAUUCUCGAGUCGGUUGUCCCCGCGGUAGCCUCUGCACUCCUGGAAAAAGGCGUAUCUCUCCGCUGUGAUGCUGCAUCAAAAGCCGCUCUGACAAAAGCGUUGCCUGCCGAGAAGAGUGCCCAAUUGCAGCUGGCAACCGAAUCCGACUACAACACUGAAUUUCUAGACCUUGUUCUAGCCGUGAAGACUGUUCCUGCGGCCAACUCACCGAUCGCCGCAGUAGAAGCUGCUAUCGCUCACAUUAACUCUCACUCAUCUAAGCACACCGAAAUUAUUUUGACUGAGUCUCAGGAGGUGGCGAAUCUAUUUAUGAGCGGCAUUGACAGCGCGGGAGUUUUUUGGAACGCAUCUUCUAGAUUUGCGGAUGGAAUGAGGUUUGGAUUUGGCACAGAAGUGGGAAUCAGCACCAACAAAAUCCAUUCUCGAGGACCAGUUGGCCUGGAGGGUUUGACCAUCUAUAAGUACCUGAUUCGAGGAAAUGGCCAUCGGGCGGCAGACUACCACGAUGGUGCAGGAGGACGGAAAUAUCUUCACAGAAACCUGCCUCUGGGCCAAUGA